CUUACAUUCACAAGGCAGAAACAAAACACACCACAGGUCCACCGCGCACACCGCCAACCCCUUCCAAAACCUCCCUCCUUCAAAGCUUGCACUUUCUCUCUAUCUACCUUAAGACCCUACUAUCAUAAUGUCUGGCUGGGGCCUCGGUUGGUUUGGCGGCGGCCAAGCCAAGAAGGAGGCGCCGAAGAAGGCCAUCCUGCAACUGCGCGGACAACUCGAGAUGUUGAACAAGCGCGAGAAGCACCUACAGAACCAGAUGGAAGAGCAAGACACACUCGCACGGAAACACGUAUCUUCGAACAAAGCUGCGGCAAAGGCAGCGCUACGACGAAAGAAGCAGUUUGAGCACUCUCUCGAGCAAACAUCCGCACAAAUCAUGACCCUCGAACGCGAGAUAUAUUCCAUCGAGACAGCGAACAUCAACAAGGAGACACUAGAUGCCAUGAAGAACGCCGGCACAGCCAUGAAGCAGAUACACGCCGGCCUCACAAUCGACAAGGUCGACAACGUCAUGGAAGACCUCCGCGAGCAGCAUGCCAUCGGCGAGGAAAUCAGCGAAGCGAUAACCAGCGGCGUAACAACCGGCGGCAUCGACGAGGACGAGCUGGACGAGGAGUUGGCCGAGCUACAACAAGAGAAGCUGGACGAGGACAUGUUGAAGACUGGCAACGUGCCCGUGAAUGACAAGAUCGCGCAAGGAAGACUGCCCGCGGCGCCGUCGACAGAGGUCCGCAGCAAGGCGCAGAGAGUCGAGGAGGACGACGAGGAAGAGGAGCUCAGGAAGCUGCAGGCUGAGAUGGCCAUGUGAGCCGCCCAGUGCGAGCACGACAUCACACGGCACGCCUGCAAGAAAGGAGGGAGUCUGGCUGCCCGACCCGCGUGAGACUUGAGGCAUAGAAGGUUGGAGGAAGGGAGUCACGAACGGCGUAUGGCGAUUCUACGGCAUCUUGUGCAUUCUCCUACCGCUUGGAUUUUCGCGAGGCUGUGUGCCUGCAUUGUCUCUUUGAUACCGGUCUGAGAGAAGUGCGAAACGAUAUACCUUGCAAAUUCAAAUACUUCAAAGUUUAUAUUUGAGGCAACGUUGUAUUACAGUUGCUUCCAGGCAGACAACUUCCGCGUCUAUUGCGGAGGGAGCUCAGCGAAUAGUGCCUAGGAGAGCGUAAGCACUGUGUAACGUGAAUCACAAGCAUAUGUUCACUGCAUCUUG
Didymella exigua CBS 183.55 is the source of this 1207-nucleotide messenger RNA. Its product is annotated as Snf7-domain-containing protein. The transcript has 4 exons. Gene Ontology annotation, cellular component: multivesicular body; ESCRT III complex; cytoplasmic side of plasma membrane. The record is from RefSeq and is a predicted model, not a curated record. Gene Ontology annotation, biological process: late endosome to vacuole transport via multivesicular body sorting pathway; vesicle budding from membrane. Lineage: Eukaryota; Fungi; Ascomycota; Dothideomycetes; Pleosporales; Didymellaceae. Bases 128 to 808 code for a protein of 226 amino acids.